AUGCUGCAAUAUCACCGACCGCGUGCAUUAUAACCAAUUAUAGUGACAUAUCAGCAAACGACAAGAAAACACUGACAUGAAUACCCAAUCCAGUGACCUUCACCUUCAAAUCCAAGCUAGGAUACUGUAACUCAUACCCCAGCACUCGCUUCUCCCCGUCAGAUCUAUCCCCCGAUCUCGCCAACUCUAUUUCCUCACCUGAGAUAUCGCUUCAAACACUCACGCCAGUAAUUCCACCAUCUCCAUAAAUUACUCGAAUGCGAAAAUCUCGGACAUCAAUUCAAACCCCGAAUCUAUCUAACCAUGGAGAGCACCUCGCUCGUGCCGUGUCGACUGGCAUGUUCUCUACGCCAAGGGGUCCAGAUCAGGCACUAGUCUUGCAGCGCCGAGGACGUCAGAAUUGCCAAAGAGAAAAUUCCAAAGGAUGCUCUACAGCUUCUGCGUAAACGGGCAAGUCAAGAUGAGCGACGUACGGGAGGGCUAUCCUGUUUCGUCAGUGUAAGUUGAGAUAUUACGCAAUUUAUCAUGUUUAAGGGCCUUCUUCCCACUUGUCUCUCGUCUUUUGGAACCUGUCACAUUUGCAGUGGAAGAAGCAAAACAGGCCAUCUUUGUGGAGUCUUUAAUUGGAUGUUGUAUCCGGUUGUGCAUAUUCUCGUGAUUUUUGUUUUCUCCCCCUCAUCGAGUGAGGGAGUAUUUAUACUAGAUGUUGUCCCGAGGAGUCGAGGCGCAUUGUGAUAGUUGGAAGAGAAACGGCAAAGACAUGGGUGCUCACGAUACAGAAGGUAAAAGGGCGAGUCCGAGGAGUAGUCCUCCAUUACAAGAAAAGUCAGAUCCGGCGGGGCAUGAUGAACAAGGUAUGAGGAUGGCAUUCACGUUGGGGCAUUGAGUGGAUAGUGAAUGUCUAGUUGAGAUUGAAAGAGUCAGAAGACAGAUGAAAUGAGUCGCACAAGACAAUCGUAUGACAACUAACACCACUCCAGAUACAGACACAACCCCCGAUGAUAACCAAGGCCUCUUACAUGGCAACGCAGUAAUCGAAGCCGGCGGCAGCGACGAAGACGGUGAAUUCUCCGCUAGCGACUUUGAUCCCGAAGAUUCUUCAAGUCUUCGCUCCUCCUCAACAUCCAUAAGCUCCAGUAUUCUCGAACACAGCUAUCAAAACGGUCGUCGAUAUCACCGUUAUCGCCAUGGCCGAUAUCCCUUACCGAACGAUGAGGCGGAGCAGAAUCGUGAAGAUAUGCUUCAUGCGAUGAUGUUGGAAGCCACAGAUGGACGGUUAUUUUAUGCGCCGGUUCGUGAGAAUCCGCAGAGGAUAGCGGAUUUGGGGACUGGUACGGGGAUUUGGGCUAUUGAGAUUGGUGAGAAAUAUCCGAGUGCAGAAGUAUUGGGAUUGGAUCUAAGUCCAAUACAACCGACAUGGGUACCUCCAAACGUCAAAUUUUAUGUGGACGAUAUCGAAGACGAAUGGCUCAACGGCGAUGACUUUGACUUCGUUCAUCUUCGCAACAUGAUCCCAAUCCUCAAAUCGCCUGUAACCCUCCUCAGGCAAGUAUAUGCAAACAUGAAGCCCGGUGCUUGGGUAGAACUCCAAGACGUAGAUGGCCAAGUCCACACAGACGACAACAGCAUCCCUGACGAUUGGCCCCUGAAACGCUUCACAGAAAUCAUCCUCCAAGCAUUCGCUCUCUACGAAACAAACGCACACGCCGCAGUAUUCGGAGGCCAAUAUCUUGCUGAAGCAGGGUUUGUUAAUAUAAAACACAAUUUUAUCAAAUUGCCAUAUGGGACAUGGCCAAAAGACAAGGUCAUGAGAUUGGUGGGCAUGUAUUAUCGAACUGCAUGUGAGGAAUUCUUCCCGGCGAUUGGGAAUUUGCAUUUUCCGCAGUUGGGAUGGGGUAAAGAUGAGAUGGAGGUGUUUUUUGCAGAGUGUAGACAGUCCAUGAGGGAUCCGAAAGUUCAUGCUUAUGGGAAGAUGCAUUUUUGGAGUGGCCAGAAGCCAUUGGAUGCAUAGAGUGCAUUGAUGAUGGGAUCUACAGAACCGCCAUGAGAAAUGUUGAAAGAUCUAUGUAUCGAGGAUCAUGUUUGAGCGUCGGUGCCAGAAGAGAAGGACUGAACAGUAUAUGCUUCAUGAUUUAUGCUAUCAAAUACCACUUUUAAACCCAACUCCAAUCUAACCAGAUAUACAUAAUCUAUUACAUUACCUCCGUCCCUUCUUAGCCUUCUUACUUCUAGGCUCCUCAUCCCCUCCCUCUGCAUUUCUUCUCUUCUUCCUACCCUCCUCAAGCAACUUCUGCAUACCCUCCGUAGCCUUGAACUUGGGAUUCGAAGGAUCAAUAGCAUACUCGUGACUCUCAAACACAGCCUUGAAACGAUCAUCGUCAACAUCCAUGCUAAAGUCCUCCUGCAGACCGCCGCGGGAUUCUUUGGCCAGGGCCUUCUUUUUGGCUUUGCCCUUCUUCUUUUUGGCCUUCUCUGCGCGGACGAUUUCGUUCAUGUCGAAGUGGUCUAGGUGAUCAGCUUGGUCUGCGUCCACGUCGGCCAUGACCUUCUCGAGCUGCUUCUUCUGGGCUUUGUUUUCGGCCUCGGCGGCUUCGCGGGCUUCGCGCUUCUUGAGACGGUCGGCUUUGCGGAUGGAGGUCUUGGAAGAUGCUGCGGGGUCUUCGGCGGCAGUGAAGAAGGGGUCGUCGAAUCCAAGGUCGUCGGUCUCGCCUGCAGGGACCUCGACAUCCUCCUCUUCCUCCUCCUCGGCAUCAGGGUCCUGGCCAGCACGCCGAGCUCGUGCAGCUUCGCGCUUCUUCUCCUUUCGCUCCUUUUCCUUUCGGAUGUACUUCUCAAUUGUUGUCUCCUCCUCGACUGUCUUCUUUGGUGCGCUCUCUGACAAAGCAGGCGUGAAAGUAAUCUCCAUGUCGCCUACGGGGGCGUUCUUGGAAGAUUUGGUAGGUUCCUCAGAUAGACCCAAGGCAGCGCGCAUUUUUCGACGCGCCAACUCCUUCUUGGAAAGCUUGGGCUCAUCCUCACCCUUCUCUUCUUCGACGACCUCUUCUUCCUCCACAUCGUCGUCAUCUUCGCUGUCGCUUGCCAAGUAUGCGCGGAGAUCGUUCUCUUCGAUCUCGUUGCGACUACCACUAAAAGCGCGGUUGAUGGAUUCCUUGCGCGAUGCCUCCUCAGGAUGCAUGUCCCAGGUAAGCUUGACCUUUGAGCUCUGAAGGGCGUUUGUCACGAAUUCUACGGGCUUGUAUGACUCGGGAACCUUUUCACACUCGUCUCUGGGCUCGUCAUCGAAAGUGACAUCGUCGGGAACGAAUCGAAGAUCGAGGAAGUUGGAGGAUGACUGGUACUCUCGUCCAUCGACAGCCUCGUAGAGCUUCUGCGCAACAGCUGGGCUUGAGCAGACCAUGACGGCAUAGUAGUAUCGUAGACGGUCGAGCUGGUAAGAUCGUAGCGCAUCACUGUCGAAGUCCUGAUCGUCACCCUCUUGGAGCAAACUCUUCUUGAUUCGCUCGUCUCCAUCCUCACUUUCUUCGUCGCUGUCAUCCGAAUCGUCGUCCGAGUCGUCCUUGGAGUUCUUGAACAAUGCCUUCGGGGGUCCUUCAACUUCUUCCUGCUGCAUGCGCUCCUUGCCAAAUUCACUAGGGUAUACUGAAAUCUUGUCGAUCUUGCCACCAGUCUCAGGAAGGAAACUGUUGAAGAGAGCCAUGAGGUCAGUAGAUUUGACGUGGUCCCAGUCAAGGUUGACAAUGGCGAUUCGAUUCGUCACUUCUCCAGCCUCAACAUCGUUUUGCUCAUCUUGGAAUCGCUGCAUGUCUCCCUCGGUAUCGACUUGCGCGCCACCUUCUUCUUCGUCGGAGUCGGACUCUUCCUCCUCAGAAUCAGAGUCGUCUUCAGAAGAUGAGAAACCACCGCCUCGGGCAGGGUCGUAUUUCUCGUGCGCCUUUCGCAAUUCUCGCUGAACGACCUCGUCAUCCUCGACCUCGAUGUCAUCUUCCUCCUCUCCCCCCUCCUCCUCGUCUUCUUCUUCAUCCUCCUCGCGGUACAACCUUUGUAGAGCCUUCUUCUUGGAAUCCGAUUUUACUUUUCGGCCAUAUCGGUCGACCUUGGCGGUAGCAGUGAACUCGUCAUCUUUAAGCAUGCGAGAGAAUCGCUUGUCGAUUGUGGUUUUUGUCUGCUUCUUCGAGGGCAAACGGAAUCGGGGAUCGGUCUCAAAGUCGGCAAAUCGCUCAUCAGCGAUUUGACUCGCCGCAGGGGCAGCCUUUUUCGUUUUCUUGUCGUUUUUCAUAUUGUCUUGACGAAGCUAAUUGUGAUGAAUUCGCGAAGCUUGCUUG
Molecule: messenger RNA, 4322 nt
Organism: Fusarium odoratissimum NRRL 54006
Lineage: Eukaryota; Fungi; Ascomycota; Sordariomycetes; Hypocreales; Nectriaceae
Exons: 5
Coding region: 959-2011 (350 amino acids)
Molecular function (GO): methyltransferase activity
Source: RefSeq, a predicted model, not a curated record